Brassica napus (rape) is the source of this 3060-nucleotide messenger RNA. Its product is annotated as phosphatidate phosphatase PAH1. The record is from RefSeq and is a predicted model, not a curated record. NCBI's taxonomy places the organism in Eukaryota, Viridiplantae, Streptophyta, Magnoliopsida, Brassicales, Brassicaceae. Gene Ontology annotation, molecular function: phosphatidate phosphatase activity. The transcript is spliced from 11 exons. Bases 351 to 2804 code for a protein of 817 amino acids.
CUAAUGGCGAUUUGAUUUAAUUUUUUUCCUGUUUACCCAACAAGCAUCUUCUCGGAAGAUCCACCCACCGGUAAAAUAUACAAUCGACGAAGCAAAAGAAAAGUCUUCACAACCUAGAUAUAUACAAGAAAAAAAACAUUCAAUGCAACUGAUAGAAUAGGGGAAAAUUCACAUAAAAAAAAAUUUUCAAUCCAAGAGAUUCAUCGUUUAUUCCGCCGGCGUUUAGUUUUCUCGGAUUCUCCGCUGGACACUUCCUAAUCUGGCUAAAAAUUACAAAGCUUUCUACUUUCCUACAUCUUGUAUAUGAUUAGGACAGUGAAACUAAACGGUCUUGUCUUAGCUUUAACGAAAUGAGUUUGGUCGGAAGAUUCGGGAGUUUGAUUUCUCAAGGCGUUUACUCCGUCGCCACACCGUUCCACCCCUUCGGUGGCGCCAUUGACGUCAUCGUCGUCCAACAAGAAGACGGCUCGUUCCGCAGCACUCCUUGGUACGUCAGGUUCGGUAAGUUCCAAGGCGUUCUCAAAGGAGCGGAGAAGUUUGUGAAGAUCUCCGUGAAUGGCACCGAAGCUGAUUUCCACAUGUAUCUCGACAACUCCGGCGAAGCGUAUUUCAUCAGAGAGGUUGAUCCUACAGCAGCUAAUGACAACACAGAGAACAACAAUGGUAAUGAGAACAACGGUUUACGCCUUGAGCAUAGUUUAUCUGACGCUGGUGCUGAGAGAGAGGGUUUCAACUCUUUGAGUCGGCUUGAUAGGACGGAGUCUGAUUGUAACAGGAGGUAUUAUGAUUUCCAGGAUGAUGAUGAUGAUGAUGAUCCGCCUUCUCCUACCUCUGAGUAUGGGGAGGGUCAAGGAUCGGACUCUGAAGUGGUUUUAGUGAGUGUUGAUGGGCGUAUACUAACGGCUCCUGUCUCGGCGGCGGAGCAGGAGGCUGAGAAUCUACGGUUGAAUACUCCUCAGUUUCAUUUGGCUCCUGGCGAUGGGACUGAGUUUUGUGAAGGUAAUACUGAGUUUGCUUCCUCUGAGACUUCUUGGGAUGCUGAGUUUAUCAGCAAAGUAGAGUCAUCUGAGAAAGUAGAUUCCCGUUCUCGUGAUAUUACCGUUAAAGAUUCUCAUUAUACCGAACUGUCACAACCUGUCGAUAAUGCGAAGUCUGAGGAGCCAGCUUCUACUUUUGAGGCUCAGAAUCUAAAAGAAGGUGAGCUUCUACUUACUACCAUCACAGAAGAUGUUAGAGGUGAAGAUGAAGUGGCUCUUGUUGAUGGUUCUGAAUCUUCUACAACCCAACUAACAACAGAAGAAGUGAGAAUAACCGAGGAAUCAAGGAUAUCUAUUGAUGCUAAUACGGAGUCAGAAUGUGAAGAUGACCACACAAAAACUUCUGCAGAAACUUCCAUCUUAAUAGAGUCAGAAGCAUCUGAGAGAGUCUCUAUAGAUUCAACGAGGGAGGAAGAUGAGCAACUAACUCCAUCUAAACCAACUGAGGAGGAUAACGAGAACAGGAACACUAUGGAUUCAGUGGCUGCAACUUCUAGUGUGGACAUAGAACUGAAGUAUGAGCUAUCACUUUGCAAGGACGAGCUUCGUCAAGGCAUGGGACUCACCGCAGCUGCUGAAGUCUUUAACACGCAUCUAAUCUCCAUAGAAGAAUACAAAAACUCAGCAACAUCGAUCCUCGAAAGCGAAAAUCUAGUCGUUAGGAUUAAAGAAACAUACAUGCCGUGGAAGAAAGCUGCUCGAAUCAUACUUGGAAAGGUUGUGUUUGAUCUAGACUUAGAUAUUCAUCCAGACGAUGUGAUCUCCGUGGAGGAAAACGAAUCCACCAAACCAAAGGAUGAUGAAGAAACUGCAGUAACAACUCCUUCUUCAUCUGGAAGAAGGUGGAGACUCUGGCCUAUUCCUUUUAGAAGGGUGAAAACGAUAGAGCAUACGAGUAGCAACUCCUCGAGCGAGGAAGAUCUGUUUGUUGAUUCUGAGCCUGGCUUGCAGAACUCGCCGGAGGUGCUGUCAGCCGCAGAGAGCCGCCAUGAGUCUCCGCGUAGGCAGCUUGUGAGAACCAAUGUCCCUACUAAUGAGCAGAUCGCGUCUCUGAAUCUUAAAGAUGGUCAGAAUAUGAUCACUUUUAGUUUCUCCACGAGAGUUCUUGGAACACAACAGGUUGAUGCACAUAUUUACCGGUGGAGAUGGGACACUAAGAUUGUAAUUUCAGAUGUUGAUGGAACUAUAACUAAAUCUGAUGUGCUAGGUCAGUUCAUGCCAUUGGUUGGAAAGGACUGGACACAAUCUGGUGUGGCCAAGCUUUUUUCAGCCAUUAAGGAGAAUGGGUACCAGCUGCUGUUUCUGAGCGCUCGUGCCAUUGUUCAGGCAUAUCUAACAAGAAGUUUCUUAAAUAAUCUAAAGCAGGACGGAAAAGCUUUACCAAACGGUCCUGUAGUCAUUUCACCAGACGGGCUGUUUCCAGCAUUGUACCGUGAAGUGAUAAGAAGAGCACCUCACGAAUUCAAGAUCGCAUGUUUGGAGGAUAUCAGGAAACUCUUCCCAAAGGAUUACAACCCGUUCUACGCUGGAUUUGGGAACAGAGACACCGAUGAGCUGAGUUACAAGAAACUCGGAAUCCCCAAGGGAAAGAUAUUCAUUAUCAAUCCAAAGGGAGAAGUAGCAACAGGACAUCGCAUAGAUGUUAAGAAGUCUUACACAUCACUUCAUACCCUUGUCAACGACAUGUUUCCUCCAACUUCGCUCGUUGAGCAGGAAGAUUAUAACCCAUGGAACUUCUGGAAACUGCCGGUAGAAGAGGUUGACUGAAGAAAACAGUUAGAAAUGAGCUGCGGAUGGGUCCAACAUGGAUGCUAUUGGGAACUCCAUGAUCAGACUUUUGUAAGCCUUUUCUGUGAUUUUAUAUACAAGAAAGAGCUGGAACUUGCGUCUACUUUGUAACGUCUCAUGUAGGAGUUUGAUACAGUAGGGAAAGAAUUAUAUAAGAUGUGACAAUGUUAUGUAUAAGACAAGGGAUACAUACGCUGAACCGAAAUGAAUUCAAUAAUUUUCUUCUACAAGUAAA